Molecule: messenger RNA, 2742 nt
Organism: Chiroxiphia lanceolata (lance-tailed manakin)
Lineage: Eukaryota; Metazoa; Chordata; Aves; Passeriformes; Pipridae
Product: proton-coupled folate transporter-like
Exons: 5
Coding region: 1-1422 (473 amino acids)
Biological process (GO): transmembrane transport
Cellular component (GO): plasma membrane
Molecular function (GO): transmembrane transporter activity
Source: RefSeq, a predicted model, not a curated record
AUGGCCGCCAUGGCCGAGCCGCCGCCGCCCGGCGCCCCCCCGGCGCCCCCCGCCCGCCGCCGCCUUCGCCCGGGGCCGCUGCCCGCGGCCGAGCCGCUGCUGUUCCUGGCCACCGUGUGCGUGGUGCUGCAGGGCCCGCUCACCACCCAGUACCUGUGGGACCGGCUGGGCGCCGAGCGCGGCUACCACGGCCACAGUAGCAGCGGCUCCGCCGGCUGCGGGAACAGCAGCGCUGUCGCCGACCCGCUGCGGCAGGAGGUGGAAGCCCUGGUCUCCCACUGGAACCUCUACAUCAACUUGGGGGGCUUCUUUGUCUGUCUCUUCUCCGUGACUCUGUUUGGACCAUGGAGCGACAGCGUGGGCCGCCGUCCGGCGCUCAUCCUGUCGACAGCAGGCAUAGCCCUGCAAACGUCCAUCUACCUGCUGGUCAUGUACCUGGAGCUGCACGUUGCCUACUUGCUCCUGGGACGCCUUCUGAGUGGCCUGUCAGGAGACUACAACCUGAUCCUGGCCAGCUGCUUUGCCUACGUGGCCGAGACCAGCGACAGGCGUGCGCGGACGUUCCGGGUGGCCAUCCUCGAGGCGUGCCUGGGCAUCGCGGGCAUGCUGGCCAGCAUCGGUGGCGGCCAGUGGCGCAAGGCCCAGGGCUACAUCAACCCCUUCUGGCUGGCCUUUGCUGCCUCUCUUGCUGCCACUUUCUAUGCUGCUUUCUGCCUUCGGGAGUCAGUGAAGCAGAGGAGACCAGCCAGGCUGUUCACGCUCAGCCAUUACAAGGCUGUGUACAGGCUGUACACGGCCCCAGAGCACCCGAGCUCCAGGUGGAAGCUCGCUCUUUACUCUCUGGCUUUUUUCCUUCUUGUCACAGUGCAUUUUGGAGCCAAGGACCUCUUUGUUUUAUAUGAGCUUGGCUUUCCUCUCUGCUGGGCUUCUGACCUCAUCGGUUACGGCUCCGCCGCCAACUACCUGGCUUACCUGAGCAGCCUGGGAGGGCUGCGGCUGCUGCAGCUCUGCAUUGAAGACAGCUGGGUGGCAGAGAUAGCAUUGAUCUCAAACAUUGCCGGACUGGUUGUGAUUUCUCUCGCUACCACAACAGCACUGAUGUUUACAGGUUAUGGGAUUCUGUUCCUUUCCAUGGCAACCACUCCAGUCAUCAGAUCCAAGCUCUCCAAGCUGGUCAGCGAGACGGAACAGGGUGCUCUCUUUGCUUCUGUUGCCUGCGUGCAAGGGCUGUGUUCCCUCGUGGCUACAGGAGUGUUCAACUCUCUCUACCCUGUGACCUUGCACUUCAUGAGAGGAUUCCCAUUUCUCUUCGGGGCUAUAAUCCUUCUUAUUCCAGCAGCUAUCAUUGGGUGGAUUCAAAUCUGGGACUCAAAACAUGACUACAAUCACUUCCAAGAUCCCCCAUCCCCUGCAAAAGACUGAUCAGCAACUUAGCAACAAGGAAUUGGCCAGCACAGCAGUGUCCACCUGAAGACUGCUCUUUACUCUUCCCUCAAAGGACAGAUUAGUGUGGGAGGGACACCCUCCUUGCCCCUACUAACUUUUAAAUGCCAGGCAGUUGGAAAUCAUGGCUCUGACUACAGGAGGAACCUGAUUUGCAGAUGUGAAUGCCUCCUCAACAUUUGUUGGCUCAUCUGUGAGAGAAAACCCAAGAGACCCAAAAGCCAGCCAAGCUGUUGUGGGCCAUUUGCAAGGCUGGUUAGUGGUUUGGGGUUUGGAGAAGGCACCGUGACAUGCUUUUAAGGGGGAGAGAGGACUGAGUUCUGGUUUAAUUGCCAAACACAUUCCCCUCUGAGUAUUGCAGUGUGUAGCAGAUGAGCUUUUGGUGUGGGUGAGGCAAGGACUGAAGCCUGCAGAGCCAGACUGAAGCAGAGGUACAAUAGUGUACUGCUGAGGAGGAAGAUCUAUGAUCUGGAUCAGCAUGUUGCUUGUAAAAAUCCUACAAGUGUCACAUGCCAGACCAAGCUCCCCACAGAAAUCCUCGUGGAGAGGGCUAGUUUAGCACAAAACUGCUACUGCUGUCCUUAUGGACUGAACCAGCUUCAGUUUUGCAAGUUAAAGGUGUCCUAGGAAGAGGAUCUAACUCAUGAAGCGUUUGUAGGAGAGCCAGUUGCAUGUCCUGCCUGUUUGCAGCUCAGCUCAGGAUCUCAGGUGCUUUUAAAAACUAACAGACCAUCUGAGAAUACUACAGUGCAAAUAGAAUAUAUCCUGAGUUGGAAGGAGCCCACAAGGAUCAUCAAAGUAACUCCUGUCAGUGCCUUAAUUGACAGUUGCCAAAAUUGAUGAAUUUCAGGCUAAAAUUGUCAAACUGGGCCCCCUUAAGUGAAGCCCCUUACACUGUAGGUGUGCCCUAGUGUCUUGGGAAAUCACUGCUGUGCUUAUGGCAGAGUCCUUCAUCACCAAUACACUGUGCUGUAGUGAUGAGCUGGUGUGGGACUAGUGUCUUUAAGGUUAAUUUUUUGUUGUUGUAUGGGGCACAACUUUAUGUUGGUGACCUCAGUUCUGCUGCCUCUCUCAGGAUCUGUUGAUGCCAGCAAGCAAAUCUCAUGUUCGUGGUGCUUACAAUUGUUCCUUUCAAAGCAUUGCCUGUGUUGCCACAAUCCUGUUUUCUUCCAAGUGCCAUAAACCAGCAGUUCUGUGUACACUGCACUGUACACACUGUUCAAGUACCUGCAAUAAUGUCAUUAUUAUUACUUUCAAAAUGAAUAAAACCUCCAUUCUCUUUUAUGGCUCAUAAAAUGA